Messenger RNA from Cataglyphis hispanica, 1016 nucleotides. RefSeq lists its product as uncharacterized. The record is from RefSeq and is a predicted model, not a curated record. NCBI's taxonomy places the organism in Eukaryota, Metazoa, Arthropoda, Insecta, Hymenoptera, Formicidae. Gene Ontology annotation, cellular component: plasma membrane. Gene Ontology annotation, biological process: sensory perception of smell; detection of chemical stimulus involved in sensory perception of smell. Gene Ontology annotation, molecular function: olfactory receptor activity; odorant binding.
UUGAAGAUUUAUUUAUUCAUUUAGAACGUAUUUUCUCCAUUGGGGGAGUAUGGCCGUUCAAACGAACAUAUAUUCGUUUCGCAAUUUAUAUAUCAUAUUAUAUUCUAUAUCUUGUUAUGGCAUAUACUAAUCUUUAUGAUGUUUUUGGUAAUCUGGAGCUGAUAGUGAUGAAUCUCGUGGAAACAGUAGCAUAUACUAUGACAUUUACGAUAUUGUGGCUGAUUCGUUAUAGUAAUUUGUUGAAGCAUCUAAUUAAUGCGAUUAAAAAGGAUAUGAAGGAUCGCAAAUUUGAAAAUUCUGAAGAAGAAAGAAUUUACUAUAAUUAUAAUUACACGUCCAAGAUAUUUACAUAUGGCUCGAUUACUGGCAUGUUCAUUACAAUCAUGACGUUGUAUUUUAGACCGCUUUUACGUUUCUCAACUAGCGAUAAAGUGUUACAUAACGAUACAGAAUCUUUUAUGUUACCCUACAGAGUGCAUACAUUUGUCGACACUACUAAUAGUUAUACAUAUAUAUUAAUGUAUUUGUACUUAUUCCCGAUGGUUUAUGCCGCUAUUUGUCACAUGGCGGCGAUUUGUUUAAUAGUUAUUUUAGUGUUCCACAUUUGUGGGGAAUUAUCCAUUUUAUCAUACCGUAUCAGAAAUAUUAGAACAUACUCACAAGAUAUAGUGGUAAAUAGAAUUUGUAAUUUUGUUCGAAUGCAUCUCAAAAUAAUGUGGAUGGCGAAAUCCGUGGAUAAUAUUUUCAAUUUAAUUCUUUUGGAUGAACUUCUUGGCAAUAGUAUUGUAUUGGCUAUUUCGCUGUACUAUGUCAUAACAAACUUACAGGUUUCGGAAAUGGCGACUUGUUGCACUUUUAUAUUUUUGCCGCUACAGCGCUUGUUAUCUUUUGGAUACUGUUUAAUUGGUGACCAACUGACUCAACAGGUAUUGUUGGAUAGAAAUAAUAAGCAAUUAUGCCACACGUGCUCGGAGUUAGUUGCCCUUUUCGGGCCGAUAUCUGAACCGACGCUUUGA